Arctia plantaginis is the source of this 381-nucleotide messenger RNA. NCBI's taxonomy places the organism in Eukaryota, Metazoa, Arthropoda, Insecta, Lepidoptera, Erebidae. The record is from the annotation of a GenBank genome assembly.
AUGCUACUGGAUGUAAUUUGCGUGAUACCAAAAUAUCUGGGUAUUAUAUACAAGUUUAUCGGCUCACCAGAUUAUAACGCAACAGAAUUGGCCGUCACUUUGUUGGAAUCGAUUAUGCCUUUUAUACCAGGAAUAUUUUGUGAAAUGGUGAAAAGGGAGGUGGACAAAAUUAGGUUGUGCGUCAUAAAACAGUUAUUGGUGUUUAGAGGUGCAAAAGCACGCGAUGCGAUUAAGGAUACGGUGACUUAUUUCAAACAUCAUCCGUUCAGAUAUACGAUACUUCGAGUCCUCUCUAUUGAUUUAACGCUUAUUUUUACUACGGCAGACUUGCUUACCACAUACACUCUUGCCUUGAUUCAGUUCACCCAUGUCUUCGGUUAA